AUGAUCGCCUUCGCAGAGAAUUUCAGGACAUAUGCCCCCAAAUCAGGAUACUCUGAUGAAGAUCUGAUCGUCAAAAUCAGGGAACAAUGGUCGACUCAUAUACAAACGGUCAUGUCGGUAACGGAGACUUUAGACCCCUCGAAGAUUCCAACCACCUGGAUGGAUUACCUCGAGUUCUGCCUGGAGAUUGAAAUUAAACAUCUUCAGCAAAUGUCGGGCAACAAGUCUACUGGACAGACCACGACGAACAAGGCGGCCCCCCCUAAGGACCCUAACGCUAUGGACACUAGCGCACGAAUCGCCCACGAACUAUCCCCGGAACAGGACAGAUGGCUGGCAAACAAACUAUGUUUGUUUUGCGCAAAGCACGCCUAUGAACGAGGAAAGCGGUGUCCCUCCCCCAAGCCUGAAUACAAGGGAAAGCAGUUUCAGACACGAUCCGCCCCGAAACAAGGACAAGGAAAAGGGAAGGGCAAGGUGACAAACAUGCGACAGGUGGAAGAAGAAAGUAGCGCGGGCUCAUCAGCUCAAAUUGUGGCACUGGAACAAGCAAUUGCUGCACUUCGCGGUAUGAGCACAACGACGACUACGCCACCAUCCAGCAAGGGUAAAGACAAGGCGAAAAGCAUGGACAUGGGAUCAAUGGCAUCAGCAUCAACGGUAAAGGACACCAAUGUGAGAAUCAUCGAAAUGGAUGAUUUCUCAGAGAAUUUUCAAUACGAAGUGUAG
Molecule: messenger RNA, 729 nt
Organism: Laetiporus sulphureus 93-53
Lineage: Eukaryota; Fungi; Basidiomycota; Agaricomycetes; Polyporales; Laetiporaceae
Exons: 1
Coding region: 1-729 (242 amino acids)
Source: RefSeq, a predicted model, not a curated record